This is a messenger RNA of Ambispora leptoticha, 346 nucleotides long. NCBI's taxonomy places the organism in Eukaryota, Fungi, Glomeromycota, Glomeromycetes, Archaeosporales, Ambisporaceae. The record is from the annotation of a GenBank genome assembly.
AAAUAUUUACCUUCUUUUGAAAUUGGAUUCAAUACCGGAGGAUUUGAUUGGAAUUUUAUGUUAAAAAAAAUAUAUUUAUUAAAUAUUGAAAAAGAAAUCAGUCAAAUACUAGAACAAGAUAUUCUAAAUAAUAUUAGAGAGACUAAAAUAAAAGUAUAUGAAAAAGAUAUUGAUGAAAAGAUGCAGAGAAAAAUUUAUGGAAUUGAAAGUUCUAAUCGAAAUAUUAAAGCAAAAAAAACAUUUCCUACAGAAAUAAAAAAUACCUUGGAUGUUGUAUUAAAACAUUGUGAAUUAUUGGGGAAAGUAGAUUUACCAUAUAUACCAGAUUCAUCAGAAGAUUUAUGUU